Hydractinia symbiolongicarpus is the source of this 2502-nucleotide messenger RNA. Its product is annotated as ankycorbin-like. NCBI's taxonomy places the organism in Eukaryota, Metazoa, Cnidaria, Hydrozoa, Anthoathecata, Hydractiniidae. The record is from RefSeq and is a predicted model, not a curated record. The coding region runs from base 682 to 2400 and encodes 572 amino acids. Gene Ontology annotation, molecular function: protein binding. The transcript is spliced from 7 exons.
CUCUCGUAACUACAAUGUGUAUUGCCUGUCUGUGUUCGCUUUGUUAAUUUACAAGUCGGAACGCUAUUGUUUAUAGAACAGAAUAUUAAGAAAAAGAAUCAUGUAAAACAUCUAAUAAAAAAGGAGGAGCCAUUAUUAGAAACGAAUUUCGUCACGCAACGACAACAACAAUGUCAGCCAUUGACGGUCUAACUUUCUGUGAUUGUUCACUCCCACUUCAAGAAUGAUUCGUUGGUCCUGCCAUAAAUAUGUUUUGUUGCGUUUAGUAUCCUCGUGUUAGAUACACGAGAACAGUGUGUCACACUGCUUGCUCAGUCAUAGGAUUACAAAGAAUGUUACGUAGCAUCUUUUCGUCAAAUUCAUGUGAAGAAAAAGAUAUUUCAUUCCCAGCAACUAUUUAACUGGUCCGUUUGUCGAGCAACAGUGAGAAUUUUAUUUUUUUAGCUACCUAGAAUUUUCGGAUUCUUUUUCAUUCCAUAGCAAAUUAUAUAUUUGCUUUUCCCUACUCUCAAACUUUUAACUUGUAAAUGACGCUGCGAAACCAACACAACUCCAUCUGAUGUCAUUGCAUUGACUUUAAAAACAACUUCUAUUAUUUGUCCUGACUGACUGACAUAAAUAUGUAUCACACAAAUUCAAAAGUUCAAUGCAAUAGCUAGAGUCAAGAUUUUUGUUUUGUAUAUGGACAAAGUCAGCAGUAGUACACAAUGUGGUGAUGAAGUCGAAAGUACUAAAAAUGAAAACAUUGCAAAUUAUAUUUCUGUUAAGCCAAGAACUUUGGUAAGAGGGAAAAAUAAAAAAUUACCUGCUCAAGCUGAAAGAAAGCAAGUUAGAUUGUCAGACACGGGAAAGAACUCACUGGAUUUGUAUAAACAACAAAACGAGAGCGGUGCUACUAAAAAAUGCAAAUUGCACCGCUAUAUUUUUGAAAACAACAAGCUAAAGGUUUUACAAUAUCUUGCAGAAUUGGAAAAUGUUAAAAAACUGAACAAACAAGACGAAAAUGGAAGAUCACCUGUCUAUUUUGCGGCGGGAAAAGAAAAUGCAUGUAUAUUAAAAAUGUUGCUCAGUUUUAAAGGUGUUGACAUAUUCAAAGAAGAUAAAGAUGGAAAAUCGCCGUUCUUUAAUGCCGCAGAUAAUGGAUCUCUUGCGUGUAUGAAAGAGCUCUUAAAACAUGGCGCCAACCCCUGUCAAACUGACAAAAAUCUAAACUCACCCUUGUAUCACGUGAUUUCUAACCAUGGAGACAAAUACUUAAAUUGCGUAAGAUUCCUCAUCAACGAUUGUGACUACUUUGUACAGAGUAAAAACAGUCGUGGUCAAACAGCCUUACAUGUUGCAGCUUCCCAUGGUCGGGCAGCUAUUGUUGAAUACUUACUGGAGAAUGAGUUUCUUGUAAAUGACAGAGAUGUGGAGGGGCGAACGCCCAUGGUGUUGGCAGUAAAAGCUAAUGAAUAUGAAACUGUUGAACUACUAAUCAACCAUGGUGCUGACGCAAAGAUUGUUGAUAAAAGUAACAAAAAUGCGUUUGAUUACGCUUCUGAAGGAGGAAGAAUCGAACUUCUCCUGAAAGAAGCAUGCAAAUGUACAAGCCACAAAGCUACUACAAAGAAGUCAAUCCCCGAUUCCGAUGAAGUAAACGCGUUGAAAAAGAAUAUGGAUAAACUUAGAAAGAAAAUUGAUGACGUUAUUGAAGAAGAACAUAGAAUGAUAAAAGAGAACACAAUUUUAGAAAAUAAAAUGGAAGAAGACACAGACAAGAAAAUCAAUCAAAAUAAAUAUGGCCACAAAAUACGCCAAAGAUUCUUUCAAGAAGUACGACACACGAGGGAUAGACUCUUGCAAAAGGAAACGCACCAAGCAAGAAGAAGUUUCACAGAAGAAGAACAAAACAAAGAAAUGAAUGAUCUUGAGGAGAAAUGGGAGCGCCUAGACAAAGCAUGUAAGGAUUUGACGUUAACGAACAACGAGAAAUGCCAUAGAAUUCAAAAUGUAGCAGAGCGAAUUACACACGUGGAUGGAAAGGAUAAGGAAUUACAGAAUUUGAUACAAGAGCUUAACGUAGAAGUUCAAGAAACAGUGAAAGCUAGCGAAAACGAGCUCGAUGAAGAAGAAUACGAAGAAUUGAAAAUAGAGUUGGAAAACAUACAAGAUGAAAACUGUAAAACCAACAUAAAUUGGGCAGAUAACAGUGAUGAAAUUGAUCGAGAAAUAAAAGAAGCGACAAUAGAACUCACACAAAAGAAUAAAGAACUGGUGAAGGCGAAGAACAGGGUAAAAUUACUACGCGACGAGGCUAGUGUACAAAGAGAAGAAAUAACAAAUGUGACUGAGAAAACAGCAAGAUUAUUAGCUAAGUAUAAUAAACUGAAAGAAAGAGUACGCGACAUGCAGAAGUAAACAAAGACACAGUCCUAUUUCGUUUCUUUUUCCUACCCAAACCUUUUGGUUCGCCGGUUUCCGUAACAUUUUUGUGACACGCGAGGGCGUAAAUGGGCGUUA